AAAAGAUCUUUUUUUUGACGACGACGACAACAAAUUCAGGCAUUCAACUGCUUUUCCGUGAGUCAUGGCGUGUGGCGGGUUCAUGUCUGCUCCGGUGUGUUUUAUUGAAAACGAUGAAAAUGGGAAGCUGCGUGUGAGAAAAGAGGCCAAAGACAUUCUGGAUGGGAUCAAUGAGCCGGUGGUGGUGGUGUCUGUGGUGGGACUCUACCGUACGGGGAAAUCUUACCUUAUGAACCGCCUGGCAGGACAACAGACAGGCUUUGCUCUCGGCAGCACUAUUGAAUCAGAGACCAAAGGUAUCUGGAUGUGGUGUGUCCCUCACCCCUAUAAAGAAGGACACACUCUGGUGCUGCUGGACACAGAGGGACUUGGUGACGUAAGGAAGGGGGAUGAGAAACAUGACACAUGGAUCUUCUGCCUGACUGUUCUUCUCAGCAGCAGUCUAGUGUACAACAGCUUAGGAGUCAUUGACAACACGGCACUGGAAAAGCUGCACUAUGUUACAGAGCUGACGGAGAACAUUCGUGUGAAGGCAGAAGUGGGUCAACAUGAGGACGAGUCGGCAGAUUUCAUGCGUGUUUUUCCAUCGUUUGUCUGGGCUGUUCGUGACUUCACUCUGCAACUGAAAAAGGGGGAUAAACCAAUAACAUCAGACGACUAUCUGGAGGGUGCAUUGGAAUUAAAACAAGGUAGCUCACCUCAGACGGUGCAGUAUAACCUGCCACGCAGCUGUCUGCGGAAUUUCUUUGCGGUGAGGAAGUGCUUUGUCUUCCCUCGGCCUGCUAGUAUGGAAAGCAUGUGGAGAAUGGAGGAGCUGACUGAGAAAGAACUGGAGUCAAAGUUCCUUGAGCAGGCAAACACCUUCUGUCGUUACAUCUACAACAAUUCAAAGACAAAAACUGUCAGUGGCGGCCGUACAAUUACUGGAACAGCUCUGGGUAAUCUUGCUGAGGUUUAUGUAGAGGCGAUCCGCAGCGGAAAUGUUCCAUGUCUGGAGAACGCAGUCGUGUCUCUGGCUAAGAUCCAGAACGUCCGUGCAGUGGAGGAGGCCCUGCAGCUCUACGUGACAGAGAUGUUCAACUUGGUUCAGCUUCCAAUGAACCCAGAAGAACUAUCCAAAAUCCACACAGUUGCAGAGAAGAAGGCCAUUGAAGUUUUCAUCACUGUGUCCUUCAAUGACAAUGACCAGAUCUACCAAAAAGAGCUCAUGGGGAAGAUUUAUGAUGAAUAUCAACAGAUGUGCCAGCAGAAUUAUGAUGCAUCUCGCAUGCAGUGUGAGGAAGUUCUGCAUGAUGUGUUUGAUACACUGGAAAAGGGCAUUUCUGACAGAUCAUACCUGAAACCUGGAGGAUCCCAAAAGUACAUAGACAUGCUCAGACAGCUGUCAGAAGAGUACAGAGCAAGAACAGACUCACAAAUAAUGAGUGAAGCAGUGUUGAGCAAGUUUUUGAAAACAAAGGAAGAUAUUGGAAAUAUGAUUCUACAAGCUGACCAAUCUCUCAAUGCAGCAGAACAGGAGAAAGAGGUGGAGAAGAUGAAGACAGAGAUUCUAAAGCAGCAGAAAAGAAGCCUAAAGAAACAGAACCGGUUACAGGAGCAGGCAUUUAAAGACAUGCAGAGAACCUAUGAUGAGCAUGUGAAUCAGAUCAUUCAUCAGAUGGAAAGAGAGCAGGACAGAAUGAGAAGAGACAAUGAACGAGUCCUGGAAGCCAAAAUGAGAGAAAAUCAAGCUCUUUUAAAGAUGGGCUUCCAAUGGGAGGCUGCCCGGAUGCAGAGUGAGAUUAACAGCCUGAAAGCAGACAUGGAUAAAGAGAAAUCAUCACAACACUCCAUAUUGGGCCGGGUUUUGAAUUGUAUCGGCACUGCAACAACAUGGCUCAUGCCAGGCUUCACCCCUAAACUGAUUGGUGUUGGUAUUUCACUGUUAUCAAAUUUUUUUUUAAUACAAGCUUAUUCACACACACCUAAACAUAUAUAACUUGAAUCAGAAUUACUAUCCUCCAGCAGUAUGUCAUUGUUUUAGUCAGUGAAUUAGUCAACUCAAUUCAUAGGCAUUGCUUACUCACAAGAUGCCAAUUACUUUGAAAGCCCAGUAUAUUAACCUCUAAGCAAGAAUCAACAUUUGUCAUGAACAAAGCUGUUACCAAAGUGAUCAAUACAUGGGCCCUUUGUAACUUUAAGCAAUGUAUGCACAGAAUGUUGUAUUUUGUUGUAUAUUUUUGUUAUAUUUUAUUUCUUUACUAUGUGAACACUACUGAUAUACCUAUAUAUUAACCAGGCCGAAGAACUGGCUGAUUAUCACUGUCAACUGAUAACUGUGUACAACUGACCAAUUAACAUUAUUAAUAGCUCUCUAUAAUGUUAGUGCCAAAAUCUAUCAACAGCACUUUCAUCAGAUAAUAAAGAGUUUGUUUUUAA
Messenger RNA from Sinocyclocheilus anshuiensis, 2418 nucleotides. RefSeq names its product guanylate-binding protein 1-like. The record is from RefSeq and is a predicted model, not a curated record. The transcript has 11 exons. NCBI's taxonomy places the organism in Eukaryota, Metazoa, Chordata, Actinopteri, Cypriniformes, Cyprinidae. Gene Ontology annotation, molecular function: GTP binding; GTPase activity. The coding region runs from base 65 to 1978 and encodes 637 amino acids.